CGUCCACUAGCCCAGAUCCAAAGAGGUCGAGAAAAGGGUCGAAAGGGAAGGGCAAGAAGGGGAAGUCCACGAUUCAGUCAGCUUCAGCUACUUCAUCCUCUUCCUCAAAAAUUCAAAUUGCAUCAUUGGAGAAGGGAGGAACACGAACACGAACAGCUGGGAACGAGGAUACAACGGAGAAAGAAGAGCAGGGUCCUCCAAAGCAAGAAGUUGUCAAAUUUAAGGGUUACCACAUUGCAUCCUUCACUACCAUCCUUGACUUUUUUUCCAGUAGGGAAAGGGUCAGGGAUGAUCUGAAGAAUGCAAUGUCGCAACCUCUAACAAAUGUACGGAAAUAAAAGACCAGAUGAGGAAGAGCAAGAGGUCGGGACCGUUAUCAAUUGACGGUGAUUGGUUUGCGGAGUCGUUACCGAAUGACAUGGACGUAGCCGAACUACAGAAGCAGACUCUAUCGAUCAUCAGCAACUCCCCCGCAACAAUUGCUUCUUCCACAACGUGCACAUGGGAGUGCACACACCAAGCUUUUCCGUCUAAGUCGAUUCAGCUUCGGCAAAUCGAUGAAAAUUGGGCUGUGGGGGAACUAGAAAUAUCGUCUAUGAUCACUACAGCCACAUCAGGACCUGCAGAAGCAACUACAUCUACAGUUGUAGUAACAACUUCAGCUUCAUCAUCAGCGACCACGAGAGUAUCUUCAUCAGCUUCAGCCGCACGACAAGCAUCAUCUCCGCGUCAAAUGCUUGCCGUUCGCGCUCACGGUCC
Messenger RNA from Amoebophrya sp. A25, 759 nucleotides. Lineage: Eukaryota; Dinophyceae; Syndiniales; Amoebophryaceae. The record is from the annotation of a GenBank genome assembly.